GAAGGCCUUCAAGAUGUGGAAGGAGCUUGACGGUGGGACAAUAGAUCUAGAUUCCAAUUAGAAUUUUGCUUAGUCAGUCAUAUAUUGCGGCUUAUUAUUUAAUUUUAUUUUACUGAGUAACUUAGUGACAAUUCUACAAUUAGGAUUAAACUUUAAAAGUAUUAGUUUAAUUUACGUUACUAAAUAAAACCUUCUAAAAAUGGAUCCAGGUAUUCUUUGUUUCCACCAUUGUGAACACAAAGUUUUUUGUACCAUAAUACCCGAAAAUUGCCCUGUUUGUCAACAGACACUGGAUAGAUACGACUAUAAUCUCUUGCCAUUUAGAGUACCAUAUCCUUUCGUGAAAGCCUCUCAGCAUCCACGAGCAAUCGUCAUGAAACCCACUCAUGGGGAUUUCCUCAAUGACUAUUAUAAUUCCAAAGAUUUGCAUAUAGGGGUCACUAACUCUCAAGGGUAUGUAGUGGAGUUCAGCGAAGAGGGCAUCCGUGCCGUUGACCCUGUAACUAAAAAGUGGAGUGAAUGUGAAACAAGUGUAGACUGGGAUCAAUGUCUUUUGUUAGAACAGUUUGAUGAACUGUGGAAUGAGAUCUGGGAUAGUGUCUUAUUAAAGGUGAGCCAGCGAUCAUUGUGGGUGGCGGACAGGUAUAAUGAGGAGCGUCACAACUGUUUUACCUUUGUACUGGCAUUUUUACGAGCACUUGAUUGUGGGGAAUUGUCAGAGAGAGCACGCGAUCCUAAACUCUUCUGUAAACAGUAUGUGGUCCCGCGAACUUCAGCUGCCGGGAAGUAUAUAUCACUAUAUAGACAAUUAAAGAGACAAAGCUAUUUCAUACAGAAACAAUGAUAGCCUAUUUGAAUUUACUUAUAAACUAUAUGUAUUUAUUUAUUGUCAGUUCAGUAUUAUCUGUGAUUUCUCAUAUUUAGAUAAGAAACUUUGAAAUUAAAAUGCAUUUACCUAAAACCAAAUAGAUUAUGUUUGAGUAAUUGAAAUUUCUCAGUUAUUUAAGUAGUAUAUAUUAAUUUGUCAUCUAUAUUAUAGAUUAAUUUAGAAGUAUUUUUUCAGAACUAUGUUAAAUAAACCAGUUACUUUAAAUUUAUAAAAAAGGUAUAGUCCAAUAUCUUUAUAAUUUUUAUUAACUAUUAGAAACAUAACAAAGGCUAAAAGGCUGUGUUAUUUUUUCGUUUUGUAAAUGGACCAGGCAUAUUUGAUAUAAUUAUACAAAAUUAGAAUAAUUAGAAUUUUUUUAACAUCACAACAAAAUUUCAUACAGGCCUAGUGUUAAUUUUUCAUUUAAUUAGAAAUUAUAUAAUAUCCAGUCUAAACUUCCAUACCAUAUUAAUCUUCUAAAUGCAAAUGUAAUCAAAUAAAUUAGCUUAAAUAUUGUAAGCUGAGUGUAGGUAGCACAAGUCAAAUAUUCUCAUUAAAACUAAAAAUGCUUUUAAUAAGUACUCUCAUAAGAUAGCCAAUGUUACAUUAAGUAAAUGUUGCAUAUCCUUCUAUUAGUAUUAAUCGAACUUUUAUUUCAAUAUAUUGAAAACAAUCUGAUAGGUGUCAGUAAGAAGUUAUGUGUAGUCAAUUAGUGUUUUCUAAACAUUUACAUUUAUGACUAUCCUAUAAAGUUCUCAUGUACGCUCAAGUUGUUCCGUAUUCAUCUUCUCUAAGGUAAAUGUAGUGUUUUGAUGGUGUAUUUUUCUCUUUAUAACAUAUAUCAUAGUUUAAAUACAAGUGACAUUUAAAUUAAGAACCGAAAAGUUGUCAUGAUAUCUGUAAUCAUAAAAAAAAAAAUCAUAAGAAAGUAAAUUAAGUAAGGAAUUUUUAAUUAAAUUCAUGAAUGUAUUCAUUAAAUGGUGUUAGUGUAUAAGGUGUAUAACAUAAAUUUAUUUGUAAAGUUUAAAUUCCUUUCAGCUUAUUUUAUUAAUCUGUAUCAUUAAUGCCCCAUAUAGUUAACCAAAGUAUAAAUGCAUAGCAUGUGAAGGUAAUAUUAUUUAAUAAUGAGCUGAUUAAAUUAAUAUGAAUUUUGACCACAGAUAUACGAUUUGAUGUCACCUGGGAUCUUAAACUUCGAAAAAAAAUUCGAACUCGAAUAAAAGAGUAUCUCUUUAAAUCUGAAAAAAAUUGUAAAGUUUGCAUAAAGAAUUAACAUAGAGUUGCUACAACAUCGAAAUAUAUUAAUUUAUUUAUAUGUCCCGCAAACAUUCAUACUACAUAUUAUAGUUGGAGUAUGUAAGUUAAUUCUAUGUUAUAUCUUCUCAGCAAGUUUAGUUACAUUAUUACUAUCUGUUCUUGGUUCUACUUAUGUAGACAACCCUUUUACACUUUUAUAACAAACUUGGGAAAAAAUCUAAAUCACAAACACAUUAAACUAGUCAAACCAUUCUUUAUCUCAUCUUAAUUCCUUAAUCUGUAUAAUCUUAUAUUAAUACAAAAUAAACGAAUGCGAUAAUAUUUGGUGGUAAAAAAUUAUAUGUGAGACCUGAAAUUUAAUAUUGUUAAAUCCAGCCAGCAGUGACUUAAUUAAUAGAAAAAAAAUGCUAAGAUAUAAAUAACUAUAAAACAUUAAAACUGAAUGCAAACUUAUUUAAGAUUUUAUUUGCAUUGAAAGUUUUUUUUAUAAUUAAGUAUUUUUAUAAUAAUUUAUUUAUGUCAUAAGAAUAAAACAAAAAUAAUGCCAAAUCUUUGUUCCAAUAAAUAACUCUUUGAUGUAAAUAAAUUACAUACAUUUUCUUCCAUUCCAAUGUAUCUAAUAAAAUAUAUUUAAUCAUAUGUAAUGGUCUAAAGAUACAAGUUGGUCACUUUUGAAUGUCAAAUAUACUGCCACAAUUGAGACUUGAAGAUUUUAUAAUAAUAGGUUUAAGUCAGUACAAAUUCAUUGGAAUUGCUUUGUCUCAGAUGUAGAUACUUGAUUUUUAAAUUAGGCUUAAUCAAAGACAAGACACAGGCUUCAUAAUUCUCAUGCACUUGAGUUAUUCACGGUUCUGAGCAUUCAUAUGUAUAGUCAAGUUGAAUCAAAUCACCUAUUCCACCUAUUCACAUGAAAUCUUGCCUAAAAAUUCAAAACUUGCCUAUAAAUAUGAGUGUUUGUUCCUAUUAUAAUAUUUAUCUUUUAUUAUUGUAUUGAUCUCGAAGACAAUUUUUCUAGGUGCUACAAUUAGAAUAAAAAAAUUGUUAAAAAAAUUCGGUACUUUUUUAUUUUCUAUGUUUUGGAAAUAAAGGGCAUAAUUUAUUGAA
Vanessa tameamea is the source of this 3229-nucleotide messenger RNA. RefSeq names its product MKRN2 opposite strand protein. The transcript has 4 exons. The record is from RefSeq and is a predicted model, not a curated record. NCBI's taxonomy places the organism in Eukaryota, Metazoa, Arthropoda, Insecta, Lepidoptera, Nymphalidae. The coding region runs from base 200 to 844 and encodes 214 amino acids.